Macaca mulatta (Rhesus monkey) is the source of this 7851-nucleotide messenger RNA. It is a transcript of the gene SPG11, whose product is annotated as SPG11 vesicle trafficking associated, spatacsin. Gene Ontology annotation, biological process: axonogenesis; axo-dendritic transport; chemical synaptic transmission. Lineage: Eukaryota; Metazoa; Chordata; Mammalia; Primates; Cercopithecidae. The record is from RefSeq and is a predicted model, not a curated record. Gene Ontology annotation, cellular component: dendrite; cytoplasm; synapse.
GUCACGAGGCCGAGCGUGAGCCGCUCCGUACACCGCGCAUGCCCACGACGCAAUCAGGUUCCGGCGAAAGUGCCCGGAAGUAACGGCCGCGCCAAGAUGGCUGCAGAGGAGGGAGCCGGCAAUGCUGCUUCCGCCGGCGGUAGCCGGGGCGCCGCGGCCAUGGGGCGGGUUCUACCGAUGCUGUUGGUGCCGGUCCCCGCCGAGGCGAUGGGGCAGCUGGGCUCACGGGCGCAGCUGCACACACAGCAGGAGGCUCUGGGGAGCCUGACGGCUGCGGGCAGCCUCCAGGUGCUUUCUUUGGCGCCUGGCAGCCGGGGCCGGGGUCGCUGCUGCCUGGAGGGCCCCUUCUGGCACUUUAUAUGGGAGGAUUCUCGUAACAGCAGCACACCAACUGACAAGCCCAAACUGCUCGCUCUUGGUGAAAAUUAUGAACUGCUUAUCUAUGAAUUUAAUUUGAAAGAUGGAAGAUGUGAUGCAACCAUUUUGUAUAGCUAUAGUGGGGAGGCAUUGCAAAAGCUCAUUGAAGAUCAAGAUAUCAGUAUUUCCUUACUGUCUUUGAGAAUCCUGUCAUUUCACAAUAACACAUCAUUGUUGUUCAUCAACAAAUGUAUCAUCCUACAUAUUAUAUUUCCUGAAAGAGAUGCUGCAAUUAGAGUACUCAACUGUUUCACACUACCUUUGCCUGCACAGGCAGUGGACAUGAUUAUUGACACGCAACUCUGCAGAGGAAUUCUUUUUGUUUUGAGUAGUUUAGGCUGGAUCUACAUUUUUGAUGUUGUGGAUGGUACGUAUGUAGCUCAUGUGGAUUUAGCACUUCACGAAGAAGAUAUGUGUAAUGAGCAGCAACAGGAGCCAGCCAAGAUUUCUUCAUUUACUUCACUGAAAGUGUCUCAAGACCUCGAUGUUGUAGUGAUUGUCAGUUCAUCCAACUCUGCAAUUGCUCUUAACUUAAAUUUGUAUUUCAGGCAACACCCAGGACACCUACUGUGUGAAAGAACACUAGAAGACCUUCCUAUUCAAGGACCUAAGGGGAUAGAUGAAGAUGAUCCUGUUAACUCUGCCUACAACAUGAAACUGACCAAGUUUUCUUUCCAAAUUGAUAGGUCUUGGAAAGCCCAGCUAUCAUCAUUGAAUGAAACAAUAAAGAACUCCAAACUGGAGGUUUCCUGUUGUGCUCCGUGGUUCCAGGAUAUUUUGCAUUCAGAGUCACCUGAAUCUGGUAACCACAGUACAAGUGUGCAGAGCUGGGCUUUCAUUCCACAGGACAUAAUACAUGGGCAAUAUAAUUUUCUACGGAAAGAUCAUGCCAAGACCUGUGAUCCAGGAAGAUCAUGGAAGAUAAUGCACAUCGGUGAACAAGAGGAACCCAUAGAUCUUAAAUGUGUGUCUGUGACAGGAUUCACUGCACUGUUUACUUGGGAAGUGGAAAGGAUGGGCUAUACCAUUACCCUCUGGGAUUUGGAGAACCAGGGCAUGCAGUGUUUUUCCCUUGGCAGAAAGUGUAUUCCUGUAGACAGUAUUGGAGAGCAGCAACUGUGCUUUGUUUUGACAGAGAAAGGACUCUCUCUGAUUUUGUUUGGUUUGACACAAGAAGAGUUUUUAAACAGACUCAUGAUCCAUGGAAGUGCCAGCACUGUGGACAUUCUUUGUCAUCUCAAUGGCUGGGGGAGGUGCUCCAUUCCCAUACAUGCACUAGAGGCCGGGAUAGAAAAUCGUCAGCUGGACACAGUAAAUUUCUUUUUGAAGAGCAAAGAAAAUCUUUUUAAUCCAUCCUCAAAAUCUUCUGUAUCUGAUCAGUUUGAUCACUUUUCAUCCCAUUUAUAUUUAAGAAAUGUGGAAGAGCUGAUGCCAGCAUUGGAUUUACUUUGCUCAGCAAUUAGAGAAAGUUAUUCUGAACCCCAAAGCAAACACUUUUCAGAACAAUUGCUUAAUCUUACACUGUCUUUCCUUAACAACCAAAUAAAGGAGCUUUUUAUUCACACUGAAGAACUAGAUGAACAUCUGCAAAAAGGAGUGAACAUUUUGACUAGCUACAUUAAUGAACUUCGAACCUUCAUGAUAAAGUUUCCUUGGAAGCUAACAGAUGCUAUAGAUGAAUAUGAUGUACAUGAAAAUGUCCCCAAAGUAAAGGAGAGCAAUAUAUGGAAGAAACUCAGCUUUGAGGAAGUUACUGCCAAUGCCAUUUUAAACAACAGAAUACCAGAGGCACAGACUUUCUUCAGGAUUGAUAGUCAUUCUGCUCAGAAACUUGAGGAGCUGAUUGGCAUAGGCCUAAAUUUGGUCUUUGACAAUUUAAAAAAGAACAAUAUAAAGGAAGCCUCUGAACUUUUGAAGAAUAUGGGGUUUGAUGUAAAAGGCCAAUUGCUCAAGAUAUGCUUCUACACAACUGAUAAACAUAUACGUGACUUUUUGGUUGAAAUUUUAAAAGAAAAAAAUUAUUUUUCUGAAAAAGAGAAAAGAACUAUAGACUUCGUGCAUCAAGUUGAGAAGCUUUAUUUGGGACAUUUCCAAGAAAAUAUGCAAAUCCAGUCAUUUCCCAGGUAUUGGAUAAAGGAACAAGAUUUUUUCAAGCACAAAUCCGUUUUGGACUCAUUCCUGAAAUAUGAUUGUAAAGAUGAAUUUAACAAACAGGACCAUAGAAUUGUGUUAAAUUGGGCUCUGUGGUGGGAUCAACUAACACAGGAAUCCAUCAUUCUCCCCAGGAUAAGUCCAGAAGAAUACAAAUCAUAUUCCCCUGAAGCCCUCUGGAGAUACCUCACAGCUCGCCAUGAUUGGUUAAACAUUAUCUUAUGGAUUGGAGAAUUUCAAACCCAGCAUGGUUAUACUUCAUUUCAGCAGAACAAAUGGCCCCUUCUGACUACUGAUGUUAUUAACCAGAAUACUUCCUGUAACAACUACAUGAGGAAUGAAAUUUUAGAUAAGCUGGCCAGGAAUGGGAUUUUUCUGGCAUCUGAACUGGAAGACUUUGAAUGCUUCCUCCUAAGACUGAGCCGUAUUGGAGGUGUAAUACAGGAUACCCUCCCUGUUCAAAACUACAAGACCAAAGAAGGUUGGGAUUUCCAUUCUCAAUUCAUUCUCUAUUGUUUGGAGCACAGUCUGCAGCAUCUUCUUUAUGUCUACCUUGACUGUUACAAACUUAGUCCUGAAAAUUGUCCCUUUUUGGAAAAAAAAGAGUUACAUGAAGCACACCCUUGGUUUGAAUUUUUAGUUCAGUGUCGACAAGUUGCCAGUAAUUUAACAGAUCCCAAACUGAUCUUCCAGGCUAGCCUCGCAAAUGCUCAGAUUUUGAUUCCCACCAAUCAGGCCAGUGUAAGCAGUAUGCUAUUGGAAGGACAUACCCUCCUGGCCCUUGCUACUACAAUGUAUUCUCCUGGGGGUGUCAGCCAGGUUGUUCAGAAUGAAGAAAAUGAAAACUGUUUGAAGAAAGUGGAUCCCCAGCUUUUGAAGAUGGCAUUAACUCCUUACCCCAAGCUAAAAACUGCUCUCUUCCCACAGUGCACUCCUCCUAGUGUCCUGCCAUCUGAUAUUACACUCUACCACCUUAUUCAGUCAUUAUCACCCUUUGAUCCUAGCAGAUUGUUUGGCUGGCAGUCUGCUAACACACUAGCUAUAGGAGAUGCAUGGAGUCAUCUCCCACAUUUCUCUAGCCCUGACCUGGUUAAUAAAUACGCUGUAGUGGAACGUCUGAAUUUUGCUUAUUAUUUACAUCAUGGACGGCCAUCAUUUGCAUUUGGUACUUUUCUGGUCCAGGAAUUAAUCAAAAGCAAGACUCCCAAGCAACUGAUCCAGCAAGUAGGCAAUGAAGCCUAUGUUAUAGGGCUCUCCUCCUUCCACAUACCUUCAGUAGGAGCUGCAUGUGUUUGUUUCUUAGAAUUGCUUGGCCUUGACAGCCUCAAACUCAGAGUUGAUAUGAAAGUGGCCAAUAUAAUUUUGAGAUACAAGUGCAGAAAUGAAGAUGCUCAGUACAGCUUUAUCAGAGAGUCUGUAGCCGAAAAAUUAUCUAAACUAGCUGAUGGUGAAAAGGCAACCACAGAAGAAUUGCUUGUUCUCUUAGAAGAAGGCACAUGGAACAGCAUUCAGCAACAGGAAAUAAAGAGGUUAUCCAGUGAAUCUAGCAGCCAGUGGGCAUUAGUGGUACAGUUCUGCAGGCUACACGAUAUGAAACUAAGCAUAUCUUACCUUAGAGAAUGUGCCAAAGCAAAUGAUUGGCUGCAGUUCAUUAUUCACAGCCAACUCCACAACUACCACCCAGCAGAGGUGAAAUCCCUUAUCCAGUACUUCAGCCCAGUCAUUCAGGACCACUUAAGGCUGGCUUUUGAGAACUUGCCCUUAGUGCCCACCUCAAAAAUGGACAUCAAUCAAGUCUGCAAUAAGUCCUCCCAGGAACUUCAGGGAAGCAAAGAAGUGAUGACCGAUUUAUUUGAAAUUCUGCUCCAAUGCUCAGAGGAGCCAGACUCCUGGCACUGGCUUCUGGUUGAAGCAGUGAAACAACAGGCCCCUAUCCUCAGUGUUCUGGCCUCAUGUCUCCAGGGUGCCAGUGCCAUUUCUUGUCUCUGUGUUUGGAUCAUCACUUCUGUGGAGGACAGUGUUGCAACUGAAGCCAUGGGACACAUUCAGGACUCGAUAGAGGACCAUACCUGGAACCUUGAGGAUCUUUCAGUCAUCUGGAGAGCAUUAUUAACAAGACAGAAGAGCAAAACUCUCAUCAGAGGUUUCCAGCUUUUCUUUAAGGAUUCCCCAUUACUAUUGGUGAUGGAGAUGUAUGAACUGUGUAUGUUCUUCAAGAAUUAUAAAGAAGCUGAAGCUAAACUUCUGGAGUUUCAGGAGAGCCUUGAAAUACUUAACACAGCAGCCACAAAGGUCCAUCCUGUCAUCCCUGCUAUGUGGCUGGAGGAUCAGGUGUGUUUCCUUUUGAAGCUUAUGCUACAGCAGUGUAAGACCCCAUAUGAGCUGGGGAAGCUUUUACAGCUCUUUGUUGAAAGAGAGCAUCUCUUCUCUGAUGGUCCAGAUGUGAAAAAGCUGUAUGUCCUUUGCCAAAUUUUGAAGGAUACAUCCAUAGCCAUUAAUCAUAUAAUUAUUACCUGCUACAGCAUUGAGAAUUUUCAGCAUGAAUGUAAAUCUAUUUUGGAAAGACUGCAGACAGACGGACAGUUCGCUUUGGCCAGGAGGGUAGCAGAAUUAGCUGAGUUACCUGUGGACAACUUGGUUAUUAAAGAGAUAACACAGGAAAUGCAGACUCUAAAACACAUUGAACAGUGGUCACUAAAACAAGCAAGAAUUGACUUCUGGAAAAAAUGCCAUGAGAAUUUUAAGAAACAUUCAAUUUCAAGCAAAGCAGCUUCUUCCUUUUUCUCAACUCAGGCCCAUGUGGCAUGUGAGCACCCAGCUGGAUGGAGCAGCAUUGAGGAACGCCAUCUGCUGCUCACCUUGGCAGGGCACUGGCUUGCCCAGGAGGAUGUGGUGCCCUUGGACAAGCUGGAGGAGCUGGAGAAGCAGAUCUGGCUCUGCCGCAUCACCCAGCACACUCUUGGAAGAAAUCAGGAGGAAACAGAGCCCAAAUUUUCUCGACAGAUCUCAACUAGUGGUGAACUUUCCUUUGAUAGUUUAGCCAGGGAGUUUUCCUUCUCCAAGUUGGCUGCUCUGAACACAUCAAAAUACUUAGAACUUAACAGCCUUCCAUCCAAAGAGACAUGCGAGAAUAGACUGGAUUGGAAAGAGCAGGAGUCACUAAACUUUUUGAUUGGACGCCUACUGGAUGAUGGCUGUGUGCAUGAAGCAAGUAGAGUAUGCCGGUAUUUUCAUUUCUAUAAUCGAGAUGUCGCCUUGGUGUUGCACUGCAGAGCACUGGCCUCAGGAGAAGCUAGUAUGGAGGAUCUGCACCCAGAGAUCCAUGCUCUCCUACAAAGUGCUGAGCUGCUUGAGGAAGAACCCGACAUUCCCCUAAGGAGAGUCCACAGCACUUCAAGUCUGGAUAGUCAGAAGUUUGUGACAGUGCCCUCCAGUGAUGAAGUGGUGACUAACCUGGAAGUGCUGACAAGUAAAUGCCUCCAUGGAAAGAACUACUGUCGACAGGUCCUCUGUCUGUAUGAUCUUGCCAAGGAGUUGGGCUGUUCCUACACAGAUGUUGCUGCUCAGGAUGGUGAAGCCAUGCUCCGGGAAAUCUUGGCCUCUCAGCAGCCUGACCGAUGCAAACGAGCCCAGGCCUUCAUCAGCACACAGGGCCUUAAGCCAGAUACUGUGGCUGAACUCGUGGCAGAAGAGGUGACACGGGAGCUGCUUACUUCAUCACAGGGAACAGGACAUAAGCAGAUGUUCAACCCAACAGAGGAAAGCCAGGCAUUUCUUCAGCUGACCACUCUGUGCCAAGACCACACAUUGGUAGGCAUGAAGUUGUUGGAUAAGAUUUCCUCCGUUCCCCAUGGGGAAUUGUCUUGCACCACAGAGCUCCUGAUCCUGGCCCAUCAUUGCUUCACCCUGACGUGCCACAUGGAGGGCAUCAUCCGAGUCCUACAGGCCGCCCGGAUGCUCACAGAUAACCACCUAGCCCCCAGUGAGGAGUAUGGGCUGGUGGUACGGCUCCUCACUGGCAUUGGAAGGUACAACGAGAUGACAUACAUAUUUGAUUUGCUGCAUAAAAAGCACUACUUUGAAGUGCUGAUGAGGAAGAAGUUGGAUCCGAGUGGUACCCUGAAGACAGCCCUGCUGGACUACAUCAAACGCUGCCGUCCUGGAGACAGUGAGAAGCACAAUAUGAUUGCCCUGUGCUUCAGCAUGUGCCGGGAGAUUGGCGAGAACCACGAGGCAGCUGCCCGCAUCCAACUGAAACUGAUUGAGUCUCAGCCCUGGGAGGACAGUCUCAAGGAUGGGCACCAACUGAAGCAACUGCUGCUGAAGGCCCUGACUCUGAUGCUGGAUGCAGCAGAGAGUUAUGCCAAGGACUCCUGUGUGCGACAGGCCCAGCACUGUCAGCGGCUCACCAAGUUGAUAACUCUGCAGAUUCACUUUCUGAACACUGGCCAGAACACCAUGCUCAUCAACUUGGGCCGCCACAAGCUAAUGGACUGUAUUCUGGCCCUACCUCGGUUCUACCAGGCUUCUAUUGUGGCUGAGGCCUAUGAUUUUGUUCCAGAUUGGGCUGAAAUUUUAUACCAGCAAGUGAUACUUAAAGGAGACUUUAAUUACUUGGAAGAAUUUAAGCAGCAAAGGUUAUUAAAGUCCAGUAUAUUUGAAGACAUUUCCAAAAAAUAUAAACAACAUCAGCCUACUGACAUGGUCAUGGAAAACCUGAAGAAAUUACUCACAUAUUGUGAAGAUGUUUACCUGUAUUACAAGUUGGCAUAUGAACACAAGUUUUAUGAAACUGUAAAUGUGCUUCUGAAGGACCCUCAGACAGGCUGCUGUCUAAAGGACAUGCUAGCAGGUUAGAUGAUUUCAUAGGUGCCUGUUUUCUUGUACUGUUAGCAGGUUCUGACAGAUGAGAUGAGUAGAAUAAUGCAUUGGAGAUCUUUGUUAAAGUUGAACAAUCCCAGUACUGUACCAUAUCAGUCCUUUGUGGGUAGUAGGCAGCAAAUGAGAAACUUUUCAGAAGGAAAUUCCUAUUUGAAAUGGACUGAUUUUAGAUGACUGUUCAUCUAUACCAUUUUAUAUAGAUACUAGUAUUAAGAUCAAAAGCUUCCUCUUCCUCAGGACAGCUUCUACUUUAGAUGAUCCAAUAGUAAUUAAAGAAUAUACCUGUACCUGCAGAUUCCAGUUUCAAAGAAAUUUAAUAUUAUUUACACAGUUAAGGAACAGGUGAUACAUUUUCAUUUGUUAGAAACUGAUCUUUCUGUAAUAAAAUAGAUUUUCAAUUCA